UGCAUGUUGGCAUUCGAGCGUUCAUCCAAUAUAGCUCAGUUGUAUUUUCGCGUUCAGCGAGAAACGCACGUAUGGGAUUUUAGCGGGAAACGAAUGACUGCACAGAAAUUAUUUGGAGGAAAUUAUGCACUCAAACAAGUGUUAACUGUUAAAAUAUGUGAUUGAUUGAAGUUAAUUAGACUGAAAAUUAGACCGAUUUUUUGGAUUGUGUAUUUUUGGACCUGAAAUCGAUUAUAUGAAGACAUUUGAGAAAAAGAAAUACUAGCCAUGUCGAUGACACAUCGAUCUCAGAGACAACAGUGUUAUUUAUGUGACUUGCCCCGCAUGCCAUGGGCAAUGGUGCAAGAUUUCUCAGAGCCUGUGUGCAGGGGAUGCGUUAAUUAUGAGGGUGCAGACAGAAUUGAAAUGGUGUUGGAUCUUGCGCGGCAAAUGAAAAGGGCUACAGGGUUUCAAGAUUCCCGAGGUCCAAUAAAACCCGGGCACCAUGGACCUAUGCCACCACAUCCCAGAAACCCGCACGAUCAUCAUGGCUCCAUGGAACCGCCAAGAAAUCACCCCGCUUCAGUACAUGGGGAAAGGUUCGAAAGGUCACGUAUGGUUCCGGAUUUUAACGGUAUGCCACAGGGAAUGAUGCAAAAUGGUGGUCCUAUAUCAAAUCAUAUAGGUCGCGACGACCCCAAAUCUGAUAUGCACAGAUCUGCGCACAAUGUUCCAGUUUCACGUGCUGUUGGAUAUCCCCCUGGAUAUCAUCCGUCUGUUCACGGUCCAUUAAUGAACGGACCGCCACCCGGCCACAGUAUUACUCAAGGCAGACCGGUUAAUCCAGCUCUUAAAGACGACGAAGACAGUUCGAAUCCGAGUGGAGAUGAACUUUGGAAACGGAGAUCUCCAGAUGAUAAGAGACCUCCGAAUGUUCGUGAAAAUUUGUCAAUUUUGGCGACAAUAGUUCCGUUUGAAACAAGAUACAAAAAAGAUCAUACAGUUUGUGGUCGUGUAAUAGGAUUUGAUGUUCAGUCAAAAGCGGGGAAUGAAUAUGAACUAAAAGUGUUUACGGAAUAUCCUAUGGGCUCAGGUAACGUUUUUCCUAAUAUUGCUGCCGUUUCUAAGCAAAUGUCACAAGACGCUACGAAAGACCCGUCUCGCGGGGCGCCGUCGCCUGGAUUUAAAAGUCUAGAAUAUGAAAUGAAACACGGGUCUGGUGACUGGAGAUCUCUGUCGGAACUUUUAACAGACCAUGUUCGAAACUUUAAAGAGCCAUUGAAAAAGGACCUUUUGCCAACGCUAUAUAUAAACACAAGUUUACCGCCAGUUCCCAGUGCUAGUAUGUACCGUAUACCUAUGGGUCGCGGUGGCCCUACACAAAGAGCGUACCCGGAUUCAGCUGGAAGAAAACGGAAAGGAACACCUGAUCCGGAAACAGAACAAAACGAUCAGAAUAAAAGACAGUGGUAUCCGAAUCAUUCUGAAGCUAUGAAAAUGAGUGGCUAUCCUCAUAACAAUACUUCUCCAAUGGGCAACCAUGCCCCGAGUCCCCCGAAUGGCUCUGUGCCCGGGCCCUCUGGACAAAACGGACCAUCACCUAUGGCGGCAUUAAUGAAUGUCACUGACAAUUUAUCGGGCGCAUCGCCGCCUGGUCGGGACAUGAACGCGAGACUGCCUCACAGUGGUCGCCAUAAUAUUCAUUCACCAUCAACAAACUUUGCACGUGCACCGCGCUCUGUUAGUGAACCGGGAAUGGGCGGACCUUUAUCAGAAGGUAGUGCUAAUGCGGAAUCUUUAAAAUGUACCAUUUGUCAAGAAAGACUAGAAGACACGCAUUUUGUGCAAUGUCCGUCUGUCGGCGAUCACAAAUUUUGUUUCCCUUGUUCUCGAAACAGUAUAAAAAUGCAAGGGGCUGGAACGGAAGUGUACUGCCCAAGUGGUAAAAAGUGUCCCCUUGUAGGGUCCAGCGUUCCCUGGGCGUUUAUGCAGGGGGAAAUAGCAACCAUUCUAGGGGAGGAUUAUAAUAACAAAGAACCAAAGAUUAAAAAAGAAAGGGAUUCGUGACUUGAAUGAAAUUGGAUAUAAUUUUAACUGUUUGUGCAACGUUGGAUACUUUUACAUCUUCGUGGCUAAUUAACAUAAUUGUCAAAAAUAAAUUUACGCAAACUAUUAGGAUAUUUAUGUAUUAUUACUUGUAAAGGUGUAUUUACACAUAUAAUUUACAUUUUGAUGUUAUUUUUUCUCAAAAAGUUAAACCUAAGGUGACAAUUGUACAUAAAAUACCGGUGUAUCUAUCUAGCUUUGUUAAUUAACUUACAUAACACAAUUCUCUUGCCGGUUGUCGCUGUUUUCAAUGACGUUUCUUGGAACAAAUCUAGGACACGCGUAGGAAUUGGCAUGUAUUCCAUCUGGCAGAAAAGUCAUUAAACCGAGUGUUGACAUUUUCUUACAGUUGAGUACUAGCUCCAGCUUUCCUGCAAAAUGAUUCAUUUAGGCUCGAGAGAAGACAGUGUGACGCUACUAACAUUGCUGUAUCGAUCGGCCGUCGCGUUUCUUAUUACGUAUAAAACACGGUAAUUUACAAGACUCUGCUAAUAUAUAUGACCAUAUAUGUACAGUAUGUGAAUAGUAUGUACAUACGACUUGACAGGAUUAUUGUGGCUUCCUUUCCGUUUUUAACAAGAUCCAAAAUAGAAGUAAUACGACAGAGAUUCUUGUCAAAGAUGGCAGUAUGAAAACAACUUACUAUAUGUGUGACCAUAAAAGUACACUAUUUUAAGUAUUAAGUGCACAUAAUAUGGCCCAGUUUUGGGUUGAAUUUGUUUAGCAGAAGCAAGUUUAAACAGAAAGGCUAACACUAAUGUAAAUCAGUAUUUUUACAAAUACAUUGUAGUUUUGUCAAGCUAGUAAAAAGCGUUUUCAUUUCUCGGAAAUAAUUCAAGUUCGUUUUGCUUAUUUCUGCAGGUAAAUUAUGUUUUUACGUUAUAAAAAGAUGGAUUUAUAUUUUUUUUCAUUUUCCUGUGAAGUUUUCAAAAUUUGCAUAUAUGCUAUUUUAUCUUUUCGCCACGAACGAAUAUGAUACCCGUUGUUCAAAAUGCUUCCGGAAUGAAUGUUAAUCUUUUUAAAUGUCGACUUAAGCGUCUUAUAAGUGAUAAUAUUCUAUCUUUUAUUGUCUAAAAUGUUAUAACUAAUGUGCUAUUGAUAAUUUAAUUAUGAUGUUUUAGCUUUAUAUUGAAGAUCGUAUUCAGUGAAGCUUAUUUCUGUUACUUUUAUUACUGUUUUUGUCCUUUUAAAAUGUAAAUAAAAAUGUUUUUUAAAAAUCCAAA
Messenger RNA from Mercenaria mercenaria, 3308 nucleotides. RefSeq names its product probable E3 ubiquitin-protein ligase IRF2BPL. The coding region runs from base 268 to 2046 and encodes 592 amino acids. Gene Ontology annotation, biological process: regulation of transcription by RNA polymerase II. Gene Ontology annotation, cellular component: nucleus. The transcript has a single exon. Lineage: Eukaryota; Metazoa; Mollusca; Bivalvia; Venerida; Veneridae. Gene Ontology annotation, molecular function: transcription corepressor activity. The record is from RefSeq and is a predicted model, not a curated record.